Molecule: messenger RNA, 3942 nt
Organism: Letharia lupina
Lineage: Eukaryota; Fungi; Ascomycota; Lecanoromycetes; Lecanorales; Parmeliaceae
Exons: 3
Coding region: 1-3942 (1313 amino acids)
Molecular function (GO): protein binding
Source: RefSeq, a predicted model, not a curated record
AUGGCUUCCGAGCAAGCUUCGCGGUCCCGUCGUGGCAAAGGCGAACAUAAGAGUAUGCGCCAUAAAAUCAAAGGUUUCUUCAAAGGUUUCUUUUGGCACAAGAAGAACGCGACGAUUCCACAAGCAGGGUCCCAAGUGGCACAACCUAAAGAAGACUCUAAGACCACGAAUGACUCGGAAUUAUUGCAACCCUCAAAGCACGAAAUGUCGCUAGAGAACUCGCUUAAGCGCCAGAAGUCACCACUCGCCACAGGCCAAGAACCACAUCCACCGCUGACCCAGCACGGUCAUGAUAAGGAUUUGGUCGCUAUUGAAGAUGCAAGGAACUCGAAAGAUUCUGCUAUUGGAGAUGCAAAGAACCCGGAAGAUUCUGCUGAUGGAGAUGCAAAGAACCCGGAAGAUUCUGCUGAUGGAGAUGCAAAGAACUCGAAAGAUCUGUGGCUACAGGCAUAUGAGGCAUUGAAACGUCGAGACAAGGAUUUGGUGGCAGCUUAUGAGGAUCAGUUGGCCGACUUGGCCUCUACCAUUACCAAUUCCGCAGAUCCUUCUCUAAGCCCUGAACUUAUCGAGACCAUUAUCAACUCAGAGUUGCAACACCGGAAAGCUGCUCAGUGGGUCGUCAUGGUUGGCAAGAAACCAGUCAGAGUGCGGGAACAGGGUGAAAAAGUCAUCACAUUCAUCAUCUGGUCCAACGAUAUCGUUUCUCAAGCUCUUAGCGCCCAGCCAGUUAUAGAAGAGCAGUAUCUACGGGAUGCCAAUAAGAUUGCUGAUCCAGGCUUCGUCCAGGCUGUCGUAGAGCUCUAUUCCAAUAUCUUCGAGUAUCAAUUUCGGCUGAUUUGCCAUCUAUCUCGGAGUUCAGCCAAGCGAGCCUUUCGGAGCACACUGGAGCUGGACAAGUGGGGAGACAUGCUGAAAAAGGUCCAAACCUCCAACGACAGUUGUGAGAAGUAUUGUCCACUCUCCGACAGACAGAGAGAAAAAACAUUCUACAACAAUGCAUCGGAUCACAUGUUGCGAUCACUUGAUAUCCAGAAACGCAUCUUGGACAUGUUUGAAGCAUCUCAAGCAAGCAGACAGCAAGAUCGUCGAGAGGACAAAGAGAGCAGACAGCAAGAUCGCCGAGAUGACAUAAAAAGCAGACAGCAAGAUCGUCGAGAGGACAAAGAGGACAAACUACUUGAGUCUCUGGCAUCCGAUUAUAAAAGUGAUAAGGACUCGGUUUCAGUAAGAGUUCCAGGUACCUGCGAGUGGUUCUUUGAGGAUAAAAGGUUCCUGGAGUGGCGGGACAAUGAGCACUCAAGACUUCUCUGGGUCUCUGCGGGCCCCGGAUGCGGGAAGUCUGUGCUGUCGCGAUCCUUGAUCGACGAUAGGAGAGUCUGUACUAGUGCUAUGACUUCGACCGUCUGCUACUUUUUCUUCAAGGAUGGCCAAGAACAACGUAUGCGUGGCGCUAAUGCGCUGAGUGCUAUGCUUCACCAGCUCUUUGAGAACACCGCUCUCAUUAGCCAUGCGCUUCCGAAGGCUAGGACCUAUGGUACGAAGCUACGAGAUGCAUUCGGCGAGUUGUGGGAGAUUCUAACCAAAUGCGCUCAAGAUUCAGAAGCAGGCGAAAUCAUUUGCAUCAUCGAUGCUCUGGAUGAGUGCGAAAAGAAUUCAAGGUGUCAACUACAGGACGAGCUAGUGAGAUUUUCCUCACAAGUAGACAAGAGUUCUUCACACAAACUCAAGUUCCUUGUGACCAGUCGUCCUUACGAUGACUUGGAGGAUGGUUUUCGACCACUCUCAGAUGUCAGCACCUAUCUCCAUUUUGAUGAGGACGAUAAAUCACAGAGAAUCGGCCAGGAUAUCGAUCUGGUAAUUGAUCACGAAAUGCCACGUAUUGCGAAAGGCUUCAGUGCUGAGCAUUGCAAUAGCAUCACUAAAAGGUUAAAGAAGAUGAACAAUCGCACCUAUCUUUGGCUUUUUCUGACGAUCGAUAUCAUCACGAGAUCUCCGAGUGCAUACGGCAAGGAAUCGGAUAUAGGUUCACUAUUAUCCGAUCUGCCGUCAGAAGUCUCUAGUGCAUACGAAAAGAUUUUAUCUAGGAGCUCAGACCCAGAGCGAGCUCGAAUUCUGCUUCAGCUUAUUAUGGCAGCCACAAGGCCGCUUAGCCUCCAGGAAGUCAAUGUUGCCUUGACAUUAGCAACUCAGAAAGAAAAUUGCACAUCGUACAAACAACUUGACUUAUGGCCCCCAGAGAAUUUCAAAUCCACUAUUCAGAAUAUAUGCGGUCUCUUCGUUAGCGUUCACGAUGGAAAGGUAUCCUUGAUUCAUCAGACUGCAAGAGAGUUCCUCCUUAUUCGAAACACCGAAUUGCCUUCAAACAAGUGGCAAGGAUACUUAGAUAUGACAACGGCCCAUUGCACAAUGUUCCAGAUCUGCCUCGACUACCUUAACUUACAUGAAUUCACUAUACCUGUGGACCAGCUGGAUCCAGACAAUCCUCUCCAACAAAGGGAUGAACUCUUCCAAUAUGCGGCUCUCAACUGGGCUAUUCAUUAUGUUUCACAGGAUAGCGAACGAGUCAAAGAUUCAUGUGGCGCUGCAAAACUAUGCGAUAUAUCACUACCGCAAAGAAGUGACUGGUUCGACACAUACUGUGAUGAGGCUUACCUAUAUCCUGCGGAUUGGAAUAGCCUGGGAAUAGCGUCUCUGCUUGGACUGAGAGACGUCGCUGAAACUUUCUUAAAUAAAGGGGCUGAUAUCGGGGCUCAGGGUGAAGGCUUUGCCAACGCUCUCUGCGCAGCGUCAGAAGGAGGUCAUGAGAAAGUGGUGCAGAUGCUGCUGGACAAAGGGGCUGAUAUCAAUAUCAACACUCAAGGUGGACUUUAUGAUAACGCUCUAUGUGCAGCGUUACAAGAAGGUUAUGAGAAAAUAGUGCAGAUGCUGCUGGAUAAAGAGGCUGAUUUUGACGCUCAGAAUGGAUAUUAUGGUAACGCUCUCUGCGUAGCGUCACGAGGAGGUUAUGAGAAAGUGGUGCAGAUACUGCUUAAGAAAGAGGUUGAUAUUAAUAUUCAGGGUGAACAUUAUGGCGAUGCUCUCUACGCAGCGUCACAAGAAGGUCAUGAGAAAGUGGUGGAGAUGCUGCUGGAUAAAGAGGCUGAUGGCUUUGGCAAGGCUCUCUGCGCAGCGUCACGAGGAGGUUAUGAGAAAGUAGUGCAGAUGUUCCUGAACAAAGAGGCUGAUGUCAGCGCUCAGGGUGAAAGCUUUGGCAACGCUCUCUACGCAGCGUCAGAAGGAGGUCAUAAGAAAGUGGUGCAGCUGCUGCUCGGUAAAGGGGCUGAUAUCAACGCUCAAGGUGGAGACUAUGGCACCGCUCUGCAGGCAGCGUCAUUAGGAGGUUAUGAUCAAAUAGUACAGAUGCUGCUCGAUAAAGGGGCUGAUGUCAAGGCUCAAGGUGGAGAGGCUCUGCAGGCAGCGUCAGAAGGAGGUCAUGAGAAAGUGGUGACGAUGCUGCUCGACAACGGAGCUGAUGUCAACGCUCAAGGUGGAGACUAUGGCUUUGGUAACGCUCUCUACGCAGCGUCAGAAGGAGGUCAUAAGAAAGUGGUGCUGAUGUUGCUCGAUAAAGGGGUUGAUGUCAAGGCGCAAGGUGAAGAGGCUCUGCAGGCAGCGUCAUCAGGAGGUUAUGACAAAGUGGUGCAGAUGUUGCUCGACAGAGGGGUUGAUGUCAACGCUCAAGGUGGAUACUAUGGCAACGCACUGCAGGCGGCGUCAGAAGGAGGUCAUGAGAAAGUGGUGACGAUGCUGCUCGACAACGGAGCUGAUGUCAACGCUCAAGGUGGAGUGUAUGGCAACGCUCUGCAGGCAGCGUCAUCAGGAGGUUAUGACAAAGUGGUGCAGAUAUUGCUCGAUAAAGGGGCUGAUGUCAAGGCGCAAGGUGGGAAAUAUGUUAGGUGGUAA